This is a messenger RNA of Ambispora gerdemannii, 182 nucleotides long. The record is from the annotation of a GenBank genome assembly. NCBI's taxonomy places the organism in Eukaryota, Fungi, Glomeromycota, Glomeromycetes, Archaeosporales, Ambisporaceae.
CAAAUGAACUCGACUCUGGAACUAACCGAUGGGUUGACCCACCCACAUCCACCCGGGUAGCUACGACCGCAACCUGGAUAUCCGACCCACUCGUGGGUAAUCCGGUUGCACCUAACCAGGAAUCUUUCAUAUUUCUACAAUUCACAAUGUCUUCAACAUGGAGUACCCCUCCUACCAGUUGA